AUGGUAGCAAAUUGGUCUAACUUACCUGAGGAGCUCCUCAACUUGAUCACCGUUAGAUUGUUCUCUAUUGUUGAACUCCAACGUUUCCGUAGUAUUUGUACAUCUUGGCGUCGCUCCUCUCUUUAUGGUGUGGACAAGAACAAUCCUUUCCCGAGACGGGGCUCUCUAAUCCAACUUAAUCCUAUUGCCCCUAGCGAAACCCUACCAGAAGACGUGGUCUACAAGUUUAACUCCGGUUCGUUCCUCUUGCAUAACGCCUUCUUCCGAGUCACUCUUUCCUCCUCCACAAGCAAGGGUUGGAUUAUCAAAUCCGACUUGGACAUCAUCAACUCCGGGAGAUUCUAUCUCCUUGACACUCUUUCGCGUGGUCCAUUACGCUGUUCUUCCAAGAGCCUCGAUCUUUUGGAGUUCACUGUCUCCGAGAUUCGAGAAGCCUAUGUUGUGGUUUACCAAUCUAAGACAAGAGUAACGGCUCCCAGAUUCGAAAGAAGUGUUCUUGUCAAUGUCAAGGUUGCAGAAGAUUAUCAUCAUGGAGUUCUUGGAAUCGGUUGGGAUGGAUAUAUCCACUACUGGGAUGGAAAUGUCUUGAGGAAACUUUUACAAAUGGGUACUCGUCACUUUUCCGACAUUAUAGUUCACAAAGGGGUAACUUGCGUUUUGGACUCACAUGGCAUUGUUUGGUGUAUUAGUUCUGAUCUUGAACUCUCUAGGUAUGGAACUACUUCACUCGAUGAAACAAUCACUAAUGGUUGUUGGGGAGAUAUGAGAUUUGUGGAAUGUAGUAGAGAACUUUAUGUUGUCGAGCGACUCCCGAAUGAGAAUCCCCGGAAGAGAAAAGCAGCUGGUACAACAACAUUUUACUAUUCCAGAACGGUCGGUUUCAAAGUUUACAAGAUGGAUGAGGAAUUAGGAAAAUGGAUUGAGGUUAAGACCUUGGGAGACAAGGCGUUUUUGAUGACUAGCGAUACUUGUUUCUCGGUUUUGGCACAUGAGUUUUACGGAUGUCUCAAAAACUCUAUUUACUUUACCGAGCAAAGACAGAUCAAGCUCUUUAAGCUAGACAAUGGUAAUGGAAGUAUUAUCACAUCAAAGUCAUCGAAGAGUUCUUUCCAAAUGUUUUCUCCUAGCUUUCUCUGA
This is a messenger RNA of Capsella rubella, 1137 nucleotides long. Its product is annotated as probable F-box protein At1g65740. The record is from RefSeq and is a predicted model, not a curated record. The transcript has a single exon. NCBI's taxonomy places the organism in Eukaryota, Viridiplantae, Streptophyta, Magnoliopsida, Brassicales, Brassicaceae. The coding region runs from base 1 to 1137 and encodes 378 amino acids.